Molecule: messenger RNA, 4904 nt
Organism: Alosa alosa (allis shad)
Lineage: Eukaryota; Metazoa; Chordata; Actinopteri; Clupeiformes; Clupeidae
Gene: uba7
Product: ubiquitin-like modifier activating enzyme 7
Exons: 24
Coding region: 387-3440 (1017 amino acids)
Biological process (GO): protein sumoylation
Cellular component (GO): cytoplasm; SUMO activating enzyme complex
Molecular function (GO): SUMO activating enzyme activity
Source: RefSeq, a predicted model, not a curated record
AGCUCUUUCCUGAUUGAAGAAAUAAGCUGUUGCUGCCCUUUGUUGCAACCGUCCCCAUUCUCGCUUACAAAUACUAGGCUAAGCCACAUGACAUUGAGUAGGAAAGGUGGUAGAAAGCUUAGGUGAACGUUCUUGAAAAACCGAAAGUAGACUUUCAUGCGAACACAUAGACAGUAAAAGAUAACACAUGCGUAGAAAAAUGAAAGUGAAAGAUAAGUAGCCUAGGCUGUGCUGUUGUCCCGUAGCAGGCUUGUCAGUUUUCCAGUUACGAAUAGCUAAAACGAAUAGCUUUUCUGAUCUGACACCCUAUAGAGGCUACUGUUAAGAAUAGCCCUAUUAACUAACUUGCCAAUUCAGCCUCGUUUUGUCAAGAAAUAAAACACAAGAUGGACAUCGAUGAAGUGCUUUAUUCCCGUCAACUACCCGUUCUAGGUCAUGAUGCGAUGCGCCGCAUGGGCGAAACAAACGUUCUUAUUUCGGGGAUGCGUGGGCUUGGUGUAGAAAUAGCCAAGAAUGUCAUCCUGGCCGGUGUGCGGUCAGUCACUGUUCAAGAUGGGGGAGUGGUGCAGUGGUAUGAUUUGUCUUCUCAGUUUUAUUUGAAGGAAGAUGACCUGGGUCAGAACAGGGCCCUGAGCUGUCUCACCAGCUUAUCUCACCUCAAUGAUCAUGUGGCAGUGGACAGCCACAGUGGACCACUUGAUGAAAGCCUUCUCAGUAGAUUCCAGGUUGUGGUGCUCACAAAUUCGUCACUGGAUGAACAGAAACACAUUGGAGAAUUUUGCCACUCCAAGAACAUUAAGUUUAUCGUUGCUGAGACUAGAGGACUGUGUGGACAGUUGUUCUGUGAUUUUGGAGAAGAGUUCAGAGUCAUAGACAGUGAUGGGGAGACCCCACUCACAGCACUGAUUGACUCCAUCACAAAGGGGAACCCUGGCAAAGUCACCUGCGCAGAGGAGCAUAAAUGUCAUGAUGUCACGCAUGUCACCUUCUCGGGAGUGCAGGGUAUGGAGGAGCUCAACAGCUGUGGACCUGUUGAAGUUCAGGUGCUAGAUAAUUACUCAUUCAGCAUUUGCGACACCUCAAGUUUCUCAGACUAUGAGAAAGGUGGAGUGGCGACAGAAGUUAAGAAGUCAGAGACUCUAACAUUCAAAUCCCUGCCUAAGGCUCUGGAUGAAGCCCUGAGGGACCCAGAGAUUAUGGUGCCGACUGACUACGGAAAGGUGGAGAGCCAUAAGACCCUGCACAUUGCCUUCCAGGCUCUACAUGACUUUGUGAAAGGCACAGGGAAUUUACCAAAGCCCAGGUCAAAGGUGGAUGCUGAUAGGCUGCUGACCUUGGCAAGAAAACAGAGCGAGGCAUCCCAACUGGAGAAGCUGGAUGAAGGCGUGGUGAGGAAGCUGGCCAUGUGUGCUCGCGGUGACCUUGCCCCUGUCAAUGCUUUCAUUGGAGGACUGGCGGCCCAAGAGGUCAUAAAGGCCUGCAGUGGGAAAUUCACUCCCUUGCAUCAGUGGCUGUAUUUUGACGCUCUGGAGAGCCUGCCCGGGGAGAGUGAGGAGGAGGAAGAUGAGGAAGAGGCCCUAACGGAAGACAUGUGCGCCCCAAAAGGGUGUCGUUAUGAUGGACAGAUUGCUGUGUUUGGGUCAGCCUUUCAGGAGAAGCUGGCCAGACAGAAAUAUUUUUUGGUUGGUGCUGGUGCCAUUGGCUGUGAGCUGUUAAAGAAUUUUGCCUUGAUUGGCUUGGGAGCUGGAGAAGGUGGGAACAUCACUGUGACUGACAUGGACUCCAUUGAACGAUCAAAUCUGAAUCGACAAUUUUUGUUUAGGUCACAGGACAUUGGGAGGCAGAAAGCUGAGGUGGCAACACGGGCGGCGCGGGAGAUGAACCCGGCACUGAAUGUCACGGCUCACCAGAACCGUCUGGGCCCAGAAAGCGAGGGCGUUUAUGGGUUCAGCUUCUUCAGGGGCCUGGAUGGUGUAGCCGCAGCCCUGGAUAAUGUUGAUGCCAGAGUCUACCUGGAUAAGCUCUGUGUGCAGCACCUGAAGCCCAUGCUGGAAGGAGGCACCCUGGGGACCAAGGGCUCCACAGUGGUGGUGGUUCCCCGCCUCACUGAGUCCUACGGCCCUGCCAACCCAGGCACGGCCACUGCCAUCCCCCUUUGCACCCUAAAGAACUUCCCCCAGCGCAUAGAGCAUACUCUGCAGUGGGCCAGAGACCAGUUUGAGGGCAUUUUCAAGCACACUGCAGAGAAUGUGAACCAGUACCUGAGCGAUGACAGCUUCUGGUCACGCUUGGAGCAGCGCGGUGAGGCGGAAGCCCUGGAGGUGCUGGAGGCCGUCAGCGGCAGCCUGGGUGACCUCCGACCCCAGAGCUGGGAGGACUGUGUCCGCUGGGCCCGACUGAGCUGGGAGACCCUCUACAACCACGACAUCAGGCAGCUUCUCCACUGCUUCCCUCCCAAUGCGCUGACCAGCUCGGGGCUGCCAUUCUGGACGGGUGCUAAGAGAUGUCCUCAUCCCCUGACCUUCGACCCUGAGUGUACCACCCAUAUGGAUUUCGUGGUGGCCGCCGCCAACCUCUACGGCCAGACCUACGGCAUCAAAGGCAGCCGCGACCGCGCGGCCAUCAGGGUCACGCUGGGAAAGGUCCGCGUGCCGGAGUUUGCCCCCAAGUCCUCGGUGAAGAUCCACGUGAGCGAUGAGGAGAUGGAGGGAGACAAGGGGAAGGACGUGGACACAGCCCGACUGGAGGCUCUGAAGGCCGAGCUGACCCCCUCCCGGCCCGACCGCCAGGCGAUGAAGAUGUACCCGCUGGAGUUUGAGAAGGAUGACGACAGUAACUUCCAUAUGGACUACAUUGUCGCAGCCUCCAACUUGCGAGCAGAGAACUACGACAUCCCAACAGCAGAUCGGCUGAAGAGCAAGCUCAUCGCAGGCCGCAUCAUCCCGGCCAUCGCCACGACGACGGCGGCCGUGGCAGGCCUGAUGUGUCUGGAGCUGUACAAACUAGUGCAGGGACAUCGGCGGCUCCAGUCCUUCUGCGUCGCCUACAUCAACCUGGCCGUUCAGAUGUGCGUGAUGUCCACACCCAGCAAGCCCCGGUCAUUCACGGUGGCGGGGAGGGAGUACUCCCUGUGGGACAGCUUCCUGGUCGAGGGCAGGCCGGACGGCCAGCAGGAAAUGACCUUGGGGGGACUGCUAGAGCACAUCAAGCAAACUCAUAACCUGGAGGUGUGUAGUCUUUUCUAUGGGUCGGCCAUGUUGUACAACGCUGGAUCGGGUCAUGAGCACAGACUACAACAGAGGGUGACUGAAGUGGUGAGCAGUGUGAAAAAGGAAGAGAUCCCUCCACAUGUGGAGGUGCUGGAGAUGGUGCCCUCGUUUGUAGAGGACGAAGACUGUGAACAGAUUCCCCCCAUAAAAUAUGUUCUCGUAUCACCCUGACAAGAAUAGGGUCAUCUUUUAUUAUCCAUCUCUUCAGUUCAUUCAUGUGCCUAUUUGUUGUGAUCUUCAGGCCAGAUUAGUCAGUUGUUAGUUAGUAGUAGUUAGAUUAGUUAGUAGUUAUUUAAAUUAAAGAUAAGAAAUAUAAAUGAAAAUAGGGUCAGUGACGUUUAUCCUUUCCAAAAUUCUGUAUGUAAAAUUGUUAAAUGAUGUGUAGACUGCACAUCUGAGAUGUGGCACCCACUACAUCUCAGAACAAACAUUCUAACCUAGUCUGAUUAAAAAAGAGCAAUUUUGGUGUCAUUUUACAUGACAUAGCGUAGCACAUACACACAAACACACACACACACACACACACACACACACACACACACACACACACACACACACACACAGUCAUACACAGAGUGUACUACACAGUAGUUUUGUAAAGAACAUCAAACUGAUGGCUUGGUGAUAUUCCUGCUUUUGCAUCCCGCUAAUAUCUCAUCAGUGAGGAAUAAGGAAACAAGCACAUAUCCACAAAUGGCCAAGCAUCAGUCAUUCUUCUCUUUCACAGUAGUCUGGCCCCUUCAGAGCACCAACGUGUUUUCCCAACAGUAAUCUAACAUAAUUGGCUCUUGCUUUUUUGUUAGCAUGAUUGCACACAUUUAGUAUAAGUUACAGUGCUAAUCAUAGCUGUGACUGACUUUUCUGUAGCGACCUGUGAUCUUAAAACAGGCAACUUAUAUAGCUUAUGAGAUUUAAAUACUGACGCAAAACAGUAAUGUUGGAAAUUUUGCCUAUGUGUAUGAAGACUAGAUGAAAAUCCACCUCUAAGGACAAAGAUGUCUGCACGAUAUGAACUCCAUACGUCACAUUAGUACACAUGCAUGUGCUGUAUGUGGUCAUGUUCUCUAGGUUUAACUUGGCUUAUUUUCUUAGUGUAGGCGGUUUGUUUUUAGGGUGUGAGCUUUCCUCAGACACAAACAGAAUUCCCCCACAUGACGUGGUGACCCGGCUUUUUAUCAUUGUGUGGUGUAGACAACUCCACUCCAGUGUCUCCUACUCCAGUCUUAACUCUUUUCAGCAGGCCUAGACAAACACUGUCAACCUCCAGUCAAGCCCAUUCGGAUUCAGGAGCCGCUUAAAAGUGCGGAAUGAAUUAAGUAUCUAACUGUGAACAAGUCGAGGAGACUGUCCUGAAGCUAUCAUUAGGGGACUCUUGUCUUUCUUCUAUUAAGCAUUAUGGGAAGACCAACCGUUGUUUUAAUAGACAUCCAUUCUCUCCACUAACUUUUAACUGUUUGAAUUGUUGUCACUGAGAAUUUCUAGGAGAGUCUAGUGAUGAUAUAUGUGAAAUGAGUACAAUCUUCCAUAAGGCUCUUAACACAUUCCAGCAUUAAUUGAAUGUAAUAUGUUACUUACGUAACAUGUCCACUUAAAACUGAUUUUCACUCAAUAAAUUGAAGUUUCUUUGCGAUCAAA